UGCCUGUGGAAAAAAAAGUAAGAGAAGGUGAAGAAAUUUGAGAAAAGAGGCAAGGCAAUAGGUUUAAAUCAGCCUUGCUUUUAAAAUGAGUCUGUGCUCUAUGACUGUAUUCAUAAUGUGUACUGCAAAAAUAGUAAUUAUCUUAAAACCUUAAUAUUGAUAGUCCAACGGCCUCUACUAGAACAAUGAGCUGAUUGUUUAAAAAUAAAAUCUAAAGAGCUACAAUCAGGAAAAGAAAAGCUGGAGAAUCUUCUCUAAUCUUCUGCUCUACAGGUGGAUUUCCAAGAGACAGCAAUGGAAACGUGGUCAGUUGAACAGGUCUGCAAUUGGCUGGUGGAGAAAAACUUAGGAGAGCUAGUCCAUAGAUUUCAAGAGGAAGAAGUCAGUGGGGCCGCUCUGCUAGCACUUAAUGAUCGGAUGAUUCAGCAACUGGUAAAGAAAAUUGGGCAUCAGGCAGUUCUGAUGGAUUUAAUUAAAAAACACAAGCAGAAUGGCCAAGGACUGCAGACUCCUGGAAGCCCCAGAGCCACAGCCAUGGUCACACACACUGAACCGGCCCUACGAGAUGAACAGUCCUCCAGUCUAGCCAGCCAUGGGGAGCAGACACUAUCUUUUUAUCCAGCUGAUGACCUAGACAAUGGACUAAUAGACCAAAGAGUAUUGAAACAGAGAAGAAAUGUGAAGCUCCUUCCAGCCAGGAAUAAAGCACUGCACUGGACCAAGUCCUACAUCUUACCUGAGUUUCCCUAUGACGUCAAGUGCAUGCUGGCAGAACAGAAGUGUCCUGAUCACAGCAUGAGAAUAAGGAUCAUCGAGUUUCUCCAGGCUGACAUGACAAAGUAUCUGGAAGGCUCCCUGUAUCCCACCACCCAGCAGUACAAUGACGUGGUCGGUGCCCUGCUGCAAGCUCACCCUUUCCUGGAUGAUGAUGGCUGUGGCUUUCUUUUAUGGAAACGAGCUCUCAAAGAUCGUUUUAAGUAUGUUCGAAGACCUAUAGAAGAUGAUGAACAAGUGAUGAAAAAUAAAUGUAAAUUUGGACACCGACGAGGUCAAACAAGGAAAUCUCUUGCUGAUAUAAGGCAUGAUGAAAUUAAAAUUGCACAGAUGGAGGAAGAAAGUGUGAUUUUAGAUUCUGAGGUGGAUGAGCAUGUUAAAAGGCUCCAGCAAGAAUACAUGAAAACAGAAAAGAACUGGAGAGAAACUGACAAGAGAAUGAGCCAGACUUUGGGACUUAGAAGAAAGAUGAUCAGAAACAGAACACCUCGGAGAGAUGUUCUGAAAAUGUUUCUUUUCCUGAAGUGCCCUUACCAGAUGUUCAGAGAAGUCUAGCUUCUUACAGGAACAGAUAUUUACAACAAAUCAAGGCCCAUUUUGGAAUCCUAUUCAGAAAACAUACUGACUUCUUUUUCAGUGGUGGACAAUCCAAUUCAUAUUGCAUUCCAAGAAAAAAUAAAGCAGCACACAGAUGAAGACAUACUGAAACAUAUGAAGAUGACGGCUACAUGUUUCCUCCUCCCAAAUGUUUUUGGCGAUCCCAGCCUUUUUGUCAUUAUGAAGGACAAGGUAUGUGCAAGUGUCCAUACCUGUGUGAAAAACCCUUUCAGCAUCAAUGCCUGUGAAUUUUUUUUUUUUAUUUGGACAAAGAGGCUCACCAAGGUUGAUGAUUGUGUGGCCGUAGCUGCUCUCGUGGCUGCCCCUCACAUGUAUGGGAUCAAGCAUCCAGGAAGACUGUCCCAAACCCUAACCUUCCUAGAGAGACAUAGUUGAGACACUGAUUUUGCACAGCCCCCAUUUUCCUUCUUGAAAGACAAAGGAAAGGAAGCAGGAUUUCCACAUUCACUUCAGAGUGCGCUACAUACUGUCUCAGAACUUCCUGCAGAGCCAGCUGAAACUUUGUAAUAAGCUGUUUUGAUUUAUUGUUGUAAUAAAGGUUGAUAGCUGAAAAUCACCCUGUAAAAAUGCUAAUAAGUUUCA
This is a messenger RNA of Ochotona curzoniae (black-lipped pika), 1974 nucleotides long. RefSeq names its product sterile alpha motif domain containing 3 (gene SAMD3). The record is from RefSeq and is a predicted model, not a curated record. Lineage: Eukaryota; Metazoa; Chordata; Mammalia; Lagomorpha; Ochotonidae. Gene Ontology annotation, molecular function: protein binding.